AACAACAGUGCGAUCCCGCCAACAGAGGAGGAGCUAGAAGAAGAAGACGACGAAUAUUAUGACGAUAUCUUCGAAGAGGAACUCGAUGAAGAGGAUUUUAGAUCGUCGAAUCCUAAUGAUUUUACGAAAUCAUACAACCGCCAGCGCCGCUUGAACGAAGUCGCCGCAGACCCAAAUGCACCGAAGUGGGCUUAUCCUAAAACCAACCCCCAGAAACCCAAAGUGAACACAUACGCCGCCAUCGAUGACCAGAUCGCGUCACUAGCUCGCCAUGCCUCCAAGAUCAAACUGGAUGAUCAGCAAGCAGGGAUGAAGGGCCGAGACCAGCGUAUUGUCGACAAGAGUGACCGCGCGACGGCAGAACAGGUGCUUGAUCCUAGAACGAGAAUGAUCCUGCUACAGAUGAUCAACAGAAACAUCGUCUCUGAGAUCAACGGCUGUCUGUCGACUGGCAAGGAAGCAAAUGUCUAUCAUGCGGUCAGAUUCCCGAACGAAGGCAGUGAAGACGCUGACGGUGCUGCGCCUGUUCAACGGGCAAUUAAAGUCUACAAGACUAGCAUCCUGGUGUUUAAAGACAGAGAUAAAUAUGUCUCCGGGGAGUUCAGAUUCCGGCAGGGAUACAACAAGAGUAGCAACCGUUCGAUGGUCAAGCUGUGGGCGGAAAAGGAAAUGCGAAACUUGCGGAGGAUCUAUUCCGCUGGAAUUCCCAGCCCUGAGCCCCUUUACCUCCGAUUGCACGUCCUUGUUAUGGGAUUCCUCGGUAAUUCCAAGGGUGUGCCGGCACCUCGGCUGAAGGACGUCGAGUUCGAUAUUCCAGACCCGGAAGCAAGAUGGCGGGAGCUUUACAUGGAGCUGGUGGGCUACAUGCGCACGAUGUAUCAUACCUGUCGACUAGUCCAUGCCGAUCUGAGCGAGUACAACAUCCUCUACUACAAAGACAAGCUUCACCUUAUCGAUGUCAGCCAGAGUGUUGAGCAUGAUCAUCCACGGAGUCUGGAGUUUUUGCGGAUGGAUAUCAAAAAUGUGAGCGACUUUUUCCGCCGAAAGGGCGUGAACACGCUACCGGAGCGGACCAUUUAUGAGUUUAUCACCGCAACUGAGGGCCCUGAAAUGGUGAAUGGUUCAAACGAGCAGAUGAUCGCUGCGCUUGAGAAGCUGUUUGCCUCGAGAAGUGAACUCCCUGAAGACGAGAAGCAGAAAUCUGGCGAGAACGAGGUCGACGCCGCAGUCUUCCGUCAGCAAUACAUACCGCAGACUCUAGAACAAGUCUACGACGCCGAACGGGACGCGGAGAAGCUGCGUAGCGGCCAGGGAGACGACCUGGUCUACCGUGAUCUUCUUGCCGACAAAUCUAGACCACAUGUCUCUGAAGAACCCGGUAGCGAGGAAGAAAGAGAAUCGGACCAUAGCGGUGGCGUGUCAGUGUCAGAGGACGGCUCUGAAUCGGAAGCUGAAGAAGCAGGAGAAGGAAACGCUACGGCUGCUGCCGAUCCCUUCGCAAAGAAGCAACCCCGCGGAAAGAAAUUCGUGGACAAGGAAGCCAAGCGGCAACACAAACACCAGGUGAAGGAGGAAAAGCGCGAGAAGCGGGCGAAGAAGAUGCCCAAACACAUCAAGAAGAGAUUGGUGAACACUACCAAGAGGAGGUAA
Rasamsonia emersonii CBS 393.64 is the source of this 1650-nucleotide messenger RNA. RefSeq names its product Non-specific serine/threonine protein kinase. Gene Ontology annotation, cellular component: cytosol; preribosome, small subunit precursor. Gene Ontology annotation, molecular function: protein serine/threonine kinase activity; ATP binding. The transcript has a single exon. The record is from RefSeq and is a predicted model, not a curated record. The annotation marks the transcript as partial. Lineage: Eukaryota; Fungi; Ascomycota; Eurotiomycetes; Eurotiales; Trichocomaceae. Gene Ontology annotation, biological process: maturation of SSU-rRNA.